AUGCCAUCUAAAAGUUGGGCUGCUACUGCAAAACCAAGUGUGCUUGAUAUAAUUAGUAUGGAUGCUGAAUUCGGUGGAACUUCCCAAGUUCCAAACACUGUGGACAUGAUUGGACUUGCUUGCGAAGGAUCUCAAGCAAUGCCAAACAGUAGCAAUGAGAGCAUGUUUCCUUGGGAAAGCACCAAUGCUGAGCAGAUGACAACAGUUGUCGGAGGAGAGUUAUCAGGACAAAAUGCUUUGGUGAAUGUUGACACUAGUAGUGGAACUUCCAGCCAUCCUAUCUCUAGUAUUAAGAGUGAACUUGAAGCAUUACUCAGUCACUCCAUGGAUGAAGACAAUGAUAUCAAUUUGAUAUUUGAUGUUGGGAAAGCCCCAACUCCCGAUGCUGGGAUAGCACCAAUUGCUCAUAUCGGAAUGUCUGGUUAUGCAGCUGCAGGGGAGGCUCCAGCUCAGUUACCUCCCUUUACCCCCUCAUCUUACUUUGGUGAUGGAGUAUGCCACAAUUUAAACACUCUCCCUUGA
Solanum verrucosum is the source of this 522-nucleotide messenger RNA. RefSeq lists its product as uncharacterized. NCBI's taxonomy places the organism in Eukaryota, Viridiplantae, Streptophyta, Magnoliopsida, Solanales, Solanaceae. Bases 1 to 522 code for a protein of 173 amino acids. The transcript has a single exon. The record is from RefSeq and is a predicted model, not a curated record.